CACAAGAAUAAACUGGCAGGUUCCAUAAUGAACGAGUGGUGCUGGAGGUUUCCGUGGCAACCCAGAGGAAACUGAAUCUGCGGAUGGGAACAGUUUCGAAAGCUUGAACAAGCGCGAGUAAGUGAACCUUCAGGCUGAAGUGACCGAGUCAUGCAGGCGUCGUUGCGUCGAUGCUCUAAUUUCACCCGCUGGAACCGCAGCGGCAAUAAUAACAUCGAAGGGUGAAGUAGCACCUCCAGCCGCUAGGUGUCAGUAUGACGAAGCAAGCCCGGGACCCUUUUGCCUUAGAAGCGCGCCAUACGUAGAGGAAGAGUGAGGUUUCUUCUCGUUAUUUUGGCCUGGUUUUUUUUAUUUAUCUUUGGCUAAUGGGCUAACUGACUGAGUCCGCCGGCAAGUUGGCCCGAUUCUACGUGUCUCACAAAACGACAAUGGACAAGCGGUUCGCGGUUUCUCGCGAGGACGUACCGGAAUACUGACACGACGCUACUUGAUGGUAUUCAUGUGAACGAAAGUCGCUUUUAGAGGGCCCCACAUCAUCCGCGAACACAUCCAUGCCGAGCCUGAUCAUGGAGGGUGGUCGGCAACAACUGCAAAAUGUCCUGGAGGAUGGAUUGGGCAGAGAUUUGAUGGCUGCUGGUCGCUUUUGCUUCAGCUGUGAGCAGAUAUUUUCCGACCGGAAAUCCCGAGAGGAACAUCUGUGUGCUGCUACAAGUUACAUCUGCUCCUGUGGAACAGAGUUUACUCAGUACAAAGACAUGCUGGAGCACAGCACGACACACGAACCAGGGCACCAAGUGCUUGACCAUGAAACCAUAAGAAAGCGAAGGAUUGAGAAGCGCAUCGAGGAGGAGGAGCAGCUGAAUAGAUUGCAGACCGGCGAGGUUGUCUGGAAGGCACCUAAAUCAAACAACGUGCCAUCAAAUUGUUUGCCAGUGAAGCCUAUGCUGCAAGUGUCCAUGACAUCAGCUUCCAUGCAGCCUGCAAAGACUUCAGAAGUGCCUGUGUCGUACCCCUCUGUGCUACAAACAUCUUUCUCUCAGAAUUCUGUCACCUCUGCAUCCAAGUCGUCUUCACCCCAAAAUCCUGUCACCUCUGCUGCGGACAUGCAAAAUAUUUUUGGAAGUGUAGGUGCACCAACUGUGGAUCUUUGGACACUUUACCAGCCAGUUGUGUUGUUGCAAUCAUUACACAUGUUGAACAACAACAACGGGCCAUACAGUUGUGGUAAGUGUGACCAGGGUUUUUUGACAAAGAUUUCUCUAAUCUCCCACCACAGCUCUCAUCACACAGAUAAGAUUUCUGGCUGUGUAGGAUGUGGGCUGCUGCUGUCCAGCAGGAAGGUUGUGCCUCGUUUCCAUGUUUGUAGCUCAAACAAAACUGCUAAGAAAUUCAGAAUUAUAACUGCGAGACCGGUGGGUUUCAAGAGGCCAAAUGAAGCCAGUACAGAGAGUCCGAACAACAGUGCUCAAGUGCCUCAGGUCACUUCCUCUAUACAGCUGAAAAGGCAGAAUCCCAUUGUAGAGGGUAAAGGCAUCCGAACACCUUGUGUCAUUUCCAACCUGCAGUUAAAAAAACAGAACAUCAGAGGAUACAAUAUAAGUAAUCGGGGGCGUCGUGUCACUCCACCCCUGCAGUCAAAGAUUUGGAAUCCCAAUGUUUCCAGGCCUUAUGUCUCCAUUGCAUCGAAGAUGCGGGUUCCAAAUCUGAGUACAUCCACUAAUUACAGUCGUUGGCUUCCUCUCAAUCCCUCCGUGCAGUCAAAGAUGUCCACAUACUCUGCAGCAGGCAAGCCUACGCAGAUGUCCCCUACAUCACAUCCUUUCAUGUGUCGAGUCUGUCAUCUUCCUUUUGAAACUCCUCAGCUGCUUCAGAGGCACAAGUGCAUCAGGGCACGGGAGUUUAUGGCCCAGCAUGCCCGAGGUGGCAGACAGCAGUACAAAGUAAGGAGGACGAUGCCGGUGGCGAGCUCAGUUCCUGUUCGGAUGGAUGGUGACAUGAAGAUUAACCAAAUGGUGGCCGUUGGUCUGGACAGAGGGCAAGAUGCUGUUGUUUCCGAUGAUGAUUGUUAUAUUGUUGAAAGUGGACCAGACAAACCUGCUGAGAUGAUUUACCAAGUAACCUCAUCUGUUCCUAUUAAAACUUGACAAACCAAGAGCCACUACCCAGUUUGCAUGUAAACAUUUCAUGUUGACUAUGGACCAAGUGCAGAAAGAUUGCAGACUUUAUGUUGAACAGCAUCCACUGGUUUGUGUUCAUCACAUAGAAACACAAUGCUCCAAACUACUUUAAAUGACGGGAAAUGAGUGUAAGAUGUGUAGUGACAAAAAAAUGCAUCUUCAUUUAGCAACAAUCCCAUAUUGACUAUAGAGACUAAAGUUGGUACCCCUGCCAUGGUUAUAGAAGCUGUAAAUCUACAAUGUCCAUCAGUAAGAUAUGUGUAUGGAUUAUCCGUGUUUGGGAUAACCAGGCACUGCAUUCAAGUUUUGCUUAUGAAUUAUGUUUUUGUAUGAGCAGAAAUUGUUUUGUGAGGCUGGGAACUUACCAUGAUGUGUUCUUGCCAGUUUUGGUCAACUUCAAGAAUACAGUAUAUGAUGUAUUAAACUGUAUUUUUAAACUGUGUGUGCACGCAUUCAUGGGGUAAAUCAAAAAUAGCUUUCUUCAUCAGCGUUAUUUUAUUCAAACUAUAAACUGAUUGAAUGUAAAGUGCCUUAGAGCUGAGAACCGCGCACAUACCUAAACAGAUUGCGUAUGUAAAAUUUAAACAGGUAAUUGCAGUUUAUGAUGCUGGGUGAGUACAGCAAAUUCACAACAAGAUUGUCAUUGUGAAAACUGAUGAUAUAAAACCCUGACGUAUUUAUAUAUAUAUAGGAGUCUUUGAUUUGGUGGCAAAAUCUAAAUUUGUUGUUUGAACUUUCCUACAAACUAUGGAUCAAUUCUCUGUCGCCUAUAAUUUAGUGCCUCAUUUAUCAUGGUCAUGAUGACAGACACUCUUCCUCAGUGAUGUGUACAGGUGUUAUUAUCUGUACGUCCAGCAGAGGGGUGCAUCUUCAAGCAAAAACUACGGUGCUGUAUGAUGAGGUAAACAUGCAGGGUGUCUUAUUCACCCCACCUGAGGGCGACUAUCUGCCCCUAACCCGCCUCUGAUUGACCAGCGUUCGACGCUCUCCUAGGUUGGGUUUGGUAGUGUAGGUUACACGAGAAUGGUGAUUGGUCAGGGUAAGGUAAGAAUAUGAGGACAGCCAAUCAGAGGCCGCUCUGUGAGCGGUACUCGCCCACCUCGGCAUCCAUUGGCGAAUUCACGCAUGUGGCGUUCACGUGUGCUUGUAAUCUCAAAAUCCUCUUGCGGGCAUCAAGACACCAACAUGAAUCGGGAAAACCGACGUAUAAUGCAAUUUAGGUGGAUUGCACAAUGACCGACAAAAAUCUGUAACCGCGAGGAGUGUCAGGUAAACGUCACAUUUUUACCCAAAACACACACUGCUAAGAAGAAUCACUCUCUUCUGUGACAUGUUUUGCUACUUUUUAAAAGCCAUUCCUGCAAAAUAAGGCGUGACGGCGAAAUUUCCCACAGCACGUGAACACGCACACUGUGCGCCCCGCUCGCCGUGAUUGACUCUCUUCGGUUUAUACUGAACGUGGAUGUCGAGUGGCCCUGAAGAGAAGAGACAGGCCGGUCCACAGUAACAACUCCCCAUGGAUCAAUGCAUGACUGUAAAAAAACAAAACAACAACGUGUCAAGCAGCCACGUAACGACAGUGCAUGUUGUUAGCUUUGAGCUAGCCCAGUAGUAGCUAGCCAGUGGAGCAGCGGUCAGUGCAUGGCUACGCAGAGACCAGCCUCGACUCUCUCCCACUCAGACUUUUGACAUGGGGAGUAAAAUGUCCUUCAGCAGAGGAAGCAGUGACCAAAAUACAGUCUCUGAUUUAACCUCGGUGACGCCUCGUCCUUGCAAUUCCAUUCACGCUUCUUCGGACUGCAAGCAGAUAUCUGAAGACAAGAGAUGCACCGAGGAAGACGUGGACUCCAGCUGCAGGGAGGAAAUGAAGGCUACAGAACUGCGUGACACGGCCCGUGAGUCCAACUCAUCAUGGAACCAGGAGUCUGAUGACCAUGUUCACCUGGAAACGGGCGGCGAAAUAAACAUACCAUCACAGGUAGGGAUGGAAGAAAAGCCUCAAGUGGCACCUGCGAUUGUGUGCAGCUCGACAAUAGACAGUCACAAACAGCUAAUGGAGGUCCACAAGACACGUGGGCGCCGUCGUAAAAGGAAAUCGCGGUUGACAAAAGACAAAAACGAUCCCGAUACCACUGAUCUUCGUGCAGUUCAGCACAAGGAGAUCAGCACGACAAUACCUUUGUCCACAUGCUAUGAAAACCACAACAGUGGUGAUUUGCCUAACACUGUACAUAAUCCUUCAAUCAAUAAUUCUUAUGCCGUCUCUGAAAUGAAAGCAGAAGAGGGUGUGCCUUUGUUGCCAAAAAGAAGAAGAAGGACAAGAAAAGCAGAAAUCCCUGCUGCUUCUGCUCAUGUCAGUAAUAACGGCCUUGCACGGAGGCUGAGGAGUAGUGCAGAGCAGCGACCUUGGACACAAGAUGAACACACUGAAUCUGAUAACAAGGUAGACGCCAAACAGCCUGAACCGACUCCUCCAGAAAGUAGCAAUGAAUCCAAUUUACUUGGUGUUAAAAGAAGAAGGUCUAAACUGGCUGAUCGGCAAGUUCCAGCCAAGGUGUCUCGACUGGAAACUUCCCAGGUAGCCUCGGCGGUGUUGAGCGACGACAACAGCUGUGGGGUGAGAACUGAGAGAGAUAAGCAGGUGGAACUUAAAACUGAAAAAGAAGAGGCUUAUGCAGACGGAAAGGAAUGUCAGGUCUCCCCACAGUCAAGAAAACGAAAAGAGCAACAGACAGAACGAAAGGAAGUCACAUUACCACAAAGGAAACUGCGUUCACACGCCGCAGCUGAGCCUGAAGUUAUUCCCUCAGAGGAUUUGAACUUUGCAAGUUCCUCACAAAGUCAUGAAACUGAGAUAAAACAGUCAGUGGACACAGAUAAGUCAUCAAAAAGCCGUCCUGACUCUCCAAAAAACUCAGACUUGAAUAACACACAGCCCCCUAGUAUUGAUGUUGUAACGUCCUCUGAAGAAACGCCUAAACCUGCCGGGAUGCCCCUUGCUGUAAAAACUGAGAAUAUAGAAGUAGAGCUGGAUCAUUUAAAUCCUGUGUCAGAGUCCAACAGUCCUAAUUCUUUACAACACAAAACCACAGUUAAAUCUGAAGGGCCGAACAGUCAGCGAAACACGUUCAGGCGCAAGAGAGGGGGCAAGAGGAGGAGGAGAAUAAACAACAGGUUGAUUCAGAGAGAGACACUUGUAGAAGGCCAUGACGGCAACACUGACACUCAACAGAAAGCAGACUGUGGGGACGAGGAUAAGGAGGCAGACGCAGACGCAAAUGUCAUCUACACAAAAAGAGGAGGUAAAACUCUGUUGAAAUGUGGCUAUUGUAGUCGUACAUUUAAAUUUCUGUCUCAGUUCGUCAUCCACCAACGGAUUCACACAGGAGAGAGGCCGUUCAAAUGUCCUGAAUGUGGAAAAGGUUUCAGCAAAAACUCAAAUUUAAAUCUUCACCUCAGGACACACAGAAAGAGCAACAUAUAUCAAAAGUGUCCGUUUUGCAAGAUCAAAUUCUCUUGUUCCGAGUAUACAGCUCACAUGAAGUUGCAUGCACACUGGCUGGCCCAUGAGUCGGUGAAAAGCAAAUCUGAAAAAAGGAGCAGAGAGAGCGACAUUGUGAUCAGUCAGGCACUUCAUACGCCAGUUACGCCGGAGAAGAGACAAAGAAAAGUGUGCCAGUACUGUGGUAAAUUGUUCCCGUUUCAGUCCGCCCUCAUCCGACACGUGCGUGUCCACACGGGGGAGAAGCCUUAUAAAUGUGACAUUUGUGGCAAAGCUUUUGGUCAGGCCUAUUUCCUCCGUGUCCACGAGCUGACGCACUGGUCUGUGAAGCGUUACAACUGCACACGUUGUGAAAAGUCCUUCACACACUACAGCAAUGCAAAAAAUCACACAUGUAGACCUACUGUGGGCACGGACGACUCGCAACCUAACAGGAGUGCGAGGCCUUCGCUAACGUACACGUGCCACAUCUGCAAGAAUGUUUUUGACCAUUUGCAGGAGUUCAACAGUCACAUGAAAGCCCACACCGGUGCAAAGCUCUACCGCUGCUUGUAUUGUGACAAGCUGUUCGGUGUCAUGUCUGAGUUUGACAUCCAUCGCAAUCAGUGCAAAGAGAAAAACGCUUCCAGCUCUGCGGUAAAGGAGGAAGAGAGGCUGUCGUUGAUACAGUACAGUGUGCCUGCUCUACGCUGUUCACCGGGACACAAUUCAGCUUCUCCUCUCACAGCUGCAAACUGUGAAACACAGAAGAAACCAUCUCAAACUGUCCGCAAGAGACGCGUCGCUAAACGGAAGAAGCCGUUCCAGUCGACAGUGGCGGCGCCCCACCAUCUCUCGCACGUCGUGUCGACGCUCAACAAACUAGACAACAGAUCUGACCCCAGGAAAUAUCUAUGUCCAAACUGCGGGCGACUGUUCAGACACAUGGGCAGACUCCGGGCCCACAUGCUCACGCACCCCCCGGGUCAAAGUUACACUUGUACCUGUUGCGGCAAGACUCUAGAAAACUGGAAAAAGCUUUGGCACCACCAGAGGAUCCAUCGGCAGAGACGCGGUCGCUUCACUUGUCCUCAGUGCGGGCGAGGUUUUCGGUUCGUAGAGCCUUACAAAGAGCACAUGAGCGAGCACCCAGAGGUCGAGUGGGUCCAGGGUAGGCCCAAGAAAGUGUUUCUGCCUUAUCAAUGUGACCGGUGCAGAUGCAGCUUCAAGACUCUAGACUUGUUGUUUAAUCACCAGCUCUGCCAUUCAGCAUCGCAAGACACACACAAAGACUCUGCUUUCGAUUUAUCCAUAGAUGAUUAUAGUACACAGGCAAACAAGAGUAGGUUUACCUACACAAACAACCAUAUAGCAACAACAACACGUCCUGAGUCUGAGGAAAGUAAUUCUCUGUCAAGAACCAUAUCGAAAUAUCCAGACCCAGUUCCUCAAGAGUCGCCUCUUGUGCCCGUGAUUUCAUUCAUCCAAAAUCAGGAUCUUGACUCGGGUCAAACUUCCCCGCGUCCCAGCAGCACACACGUUGGAAACCCACUUGGACAACCCAUUGCACCUUUGAGGAAUGUGAAAAGAUGCGCGACCCAAAAUGCCAGCACGAGAAAUGAUGACUCUGCAGAUGGCAUUCAGUGUGCCGUGUGUGGUAAUGCAUAUCCUGCCAUUUCAGACCUUUAUCAACACUAUCUGCAGCAUGCUAGAGGCCAGCUGUAAUGAUGUGAAUGCAGUAAUGGCUGUUGUUUAACACAUAAGGUAUGCAAGAAACAUGCAUACCUGGAAAGGAUUUUACAGCAAUCAUGUGUCAGUUUCCAAUUCUGAAGAUGUACACUAAACGUACAAAGGACUUUUUGUUUUCAUGAAGUUCAUUUGGCUUCAUCAGACAGAAUGUAAUUUUAUUCCUUUCAAUCGAAAAACACAGAAGAGAUAAAACAGAAAACAUGUCCAAUUUGUAAUAGAGAGAUUGUAACAGAGGGGACAAUAAGCCAGAUCAGGGAGAUGUCCGAAUAUUUUGUACCUCCAUUGGACGUAUAAAGCAUCCCUGCAAUCAUGCAAUUGGCUACAUAGCAAUGCAUUAGGACACAGAACUUGCACUUUGUUUUUGAAGCAAAUAUUUAUGUGGAAUAACCCCUUUGAAACAUUUUAGAUUUAUUCAUGAACUCCUCGUUUCUCUGAAAGUUUGGUGAACCUAGCAAAAUAAAUCUUCUCAUCGUGUUUUCCAUUAAUAUUAUGACCGAUAAAUAGAAUGGUCCAUGUAAUUUCAAACACUCAUCAUGAGGCGUUCAUUUACUGUAUGAAUUUAAUAUCAAUAUCAUACAGCUCUGUACUCAACUUAUACAAAGUGAAGCUGUUACUGAAAGUGUUUCAGAGGAUUUGUACUUAUUCCAUUAAUUUGGUUUCCGCUGGAAGGCCAAGCGUCUGCACCUUGUCUUUACAUGUUUUAUGUCAGUGUCAUGCACAUGAUUGUGAAACACUUUUUCGCUGCUGAUGGCUGAAACCAAGUGAUGCUGAGUUUUCUAGACAGACACACAUUCCACACCUGUUUGGAAUCAUUGUUCACUGAGAAAAAGAAUGUUUUCAUGCUUCAGUGAGGCCUGAUUGUGUGGAAAUCACAAAUGAGGAUUUCCCUGAUCUCUUGUAUGUAGAUUUAUGCUAUAGUUUGUCUCAAAAAACAACAAAUAAAAAAAUCACUUUUGUACUCAUA
Messenger RNA from Scophthalmus maximus (turbot), 8371 nucleotides. Its product is annotated as zinc finger protein 135. The record is from RefSeq and is a predicted model, not a curated record. Bases 3868 to 7383 code for a protein of 1171 amino acids. NCBI's taxonomy places the organism in Eukaryota, Metazoa, Chordata, Actinopteri, Pleuronectiformes, Scophthalmidae. Gene Ontology annotation, biological process: negative regulation of transcription by RNA polymerase II. The transcript is spliced from 4 exons. Gene Ontology annotation, molecular function: DNA-binding transcription repressor activity, RNA polymerase II-specific.